Messenger RNA from Colletotrichum acutatum, 1250 nucleotides. RefSeq lists its product as uncharacterized. Lineage: Eukaryota; Fungi; Ascomycota; Sordariomycetes; Glomerellales; Glomerellaceae. The transcript has 4 exons. Gene Ontology annotation, molecular function: glycosyltransferase activity. The coding region runs from base 111 to 1250 and encodes 379 amino acids. The record is from RefSeq and is a predicted model, not a curated record.
UGAUAUCCAAAUGCACCCAGCAUCGCUUCCACUUAGGGACAGCUUCGAACCCAACUACCUACUUUGCCUGCCCACCAUGCUCAUAGUCGUAUGCUUAGAUCACCAACAUCAUGCUUCAAUAUGCGAUACCACCAGCCUUCAAAGACAAAUUGGAGAUCGUUACUACUCACGACCAGCGAUCGGACGACGAGAUCUUUGAAUCUCUACGCCGCCACGUACCUGUUGUAGGCGAGAAGAACGUAUGGUCCUACUGGGAUGGCGGAUUUGAUCAACUACCAUCGUGGUGUAGGCGCAACGUGAUUGAUUGGGUUCGCAUCUGCGGUCCAGACUGGACUGUCCGCGUUCUUGACAACGUCCCAGGAUUGCCCAAUCAUGCCUUGGAGUUCGCACCAAAGGAGAUGCUUCCCAAAUGCUUUAUCGAGGGUACCAUGACUGGGAAGCAUGUCGGGCAACAUUCAUCUGACAUGAUCACUGGGGCGUUGUUGUACACCUACGGCGGUGUAAAGAUGGAUGUUGGAUGCAUUCUUCUCCGUGACUUUAAUCGUGGUUUGUGGUCUGUCUUGGAGGAUCCUGAGUCACCAUACGAGAUCGCCGCGCCAAUUCAAUUUGCGCAGUAUUUGGCGAAUCACUUUCUCGCGUCGAGAAAGGCCAACACGUUUAUCAAAAGAUGGCAUGACCUUUUCAUUCAUCUUUGGGAAGACCGUGAAACUAGUGAGGGCAUAAACACCCAUCCACUGUUAAGCCAACAAGGGCUCAAGUGGGACUUCAAGGUCUCUUUUGAGGAGCUCCUAGAUUAUGUCUCCCGGAAUGCGUGCUGGGCACGAGUGUGUAUGGUUGAGGAGAGCGAUGACGAUUCUUUCAAUGCAUCUGAGUACUGGAUGUCGCAUGUCCUCGCCAUCGACGUGCUACAAGAGCACUGGGCGGCGAAGACUCUCAUCGGUGGUGAGAACUUCGGGGAGCAUCUCUAUGAGUUGUUAGCGCUCCGUCUUGACACUGACCCACAAUCAGAGCGACACAAAGAAGCCUCGAAGUUGGUCAUGCAAAAGAUAUCCCGAGGCUCAGGUCUCGUGAACUCUCUACAACCUGGAAGUGUAUGGGAUAAUAAACCAGGCACAGAUUGCCAACCAGGCACAUUUGGAGGCUUGUUGCGGUAUGGUGCGAUAAAUUUCACUCAGAAACGACAGAAACCUGCGGUGAGAAAGCCAGAGAAAGCAAAGACGAUAUUGCGAAAGGGGCUUCUUGAGCCUUGA